UUUUCUUUUUUCUCUAAUCUCUCAAACCCUUUCUUCACAAUUUCUUCACCGAAAAGAUUUAGCCACUUGGUAAGUUAGUAGUACCCACAAGACCAAAAUGACCAGAGGACCCCAUGAACCAUACCCUCCACCGCCACAACCACCAGGUUACGGAUCUCCUUAUCCACCCCCACCACCACAACCGGGGUUCCCGUCGGCAGCGCCUCACGAAAUAUACCCUCCGGGGCCGCCACCACCGCAGCCACAUACUGGGUACCCGCCGCCGCGGCCGCCGCAGGCUCCACACCCACCACGCUAUCAAGGAUACCAGGGUUAUUUCAAUAGCGGGUAUCCACCGCCACCUCCGCCGCACUCUCAUGUCGUCGGACAUCACCAUCAUGAUGAUGAUGGCUGUUUUUCAGUCUUGAGAGGCUGCGUUGCAGCGCUGUGUUGCUGUUGUCUGCUAGAGGAGUGUUGUCGCUGCUGCUUUUGAUUAUGUGGCUGAAAACUGAAGUUGGCUCAUAAUCAACUUGGUUAUAGAACUUGGAUAUCUAUGGAAUAUAUGCAAUAAAAUCCCCAACGUUCAUAGACUCUAUAUCAUGUGUAUCAGUGUAUGUCCAUACGAAGUUAUCAAUUAUUUCGCAAAGUAUUUGUGUAUAACUUCUGAGAGGCAUUAGCAUUAUCUACAACGAAUGCAAACAAUAUUAUGUGCACUGCAUUUGUGUAAGAUAAUUAUCCGUCACAGUUGUAAAAGAUGAUAUAUAUUAUGGAAAAUCACACCAUAGCUUUGAACUA
Molecule: messenger RNA, 774 nt
Organism: Arachis stenosperma
Lineage: Eukaryota; Viridiplantae; Streptophyta; Magnoliopsida; Fabales; Fabaceae
Product: protein CYSTEINE-RICH TRANSMEMBRANE MODULE 13-like
Exons: 3
Coding region: 98-472 (124 amino acids)
Source: RefSeq, a predicted model, not a curated record